AUGAAGAGUGAACAAGAAGACAACAGGAAUGUGGCGAUGGACUUCCUGGUCACCCUGAUGCACGCGUGGGCCCUCGUAUCACGAUCGAUCUCUGGGCCGUGGCUGCUUGUCCAUCACUUUUAUAAAGCCAUAGUAUUCAUCUGUAUGGGUUCGCUGCUCGUCUCUGAGCUCAUCGCCAUAGGAAUCGGCGGCGACGACAUGCUCACCCUGUCGCUGAACACCUGCGUCAUGCUUUCCAACGCAGUCGCUAUAUACAAGCUGGUGCUGUCGACAGUGUGGCCAGGGCGCUACCGCAGUCUGGUGGAGCACGUGGUGCGCGACCUGCCCGGCCACCUGAGCCACGACGCCACGGGGCGCCGCCGCCUGGGGGCAGACUCUCGCACCGCCUACACGUUCACCAUGGGCUUCGUCGUCUGCGGACACGUCACGGUCGCCUCCUGGUCUCUGCUGCCUCUGCUGCUCAAGCCCGUGGAGAAGCUUCGCCUGCCACUCGUCGCCUGGACUCCGUUCGACUCCAGCUGCGGCGUCGGAUUUCUAGUGACGUACGUGUACCAGUUUACGUGCACCCUGUUCAUGGCGUGGACGUCUGGAGCGACAGAUCUAAUCUGCGUGAACGUCGUCAUGCAGCUGUGCAGCCACCUGGAGAUUCUGUGCUGUCACCUGCAGCGAGUUGGCGCCCAGUGCUGCAGCGAUGCGGGUGGCAGCUGCGAGCACGGGUACCUCGGUAAGAUCGCCGAGAAGCCCACUCCGAAUAAAGACGACCUCCGCGAUCAGCUGCGACGCUGCAUUCGCUACCACCAGGAGAUCAUUAGUGUGGCUCGUGAAAUGGACAGCCUGCUGUGGUCGAUUGUGUUAAGCCAAUGCCUUUGCGGAAUGUCAGUCUUGUGUCUGCUGUUAUUUCAGAUGGCUCUGUAUACGUUGACUAUCGAGACAAUUGCCAAGUACCUGAGCUACAUGGCGUCGAUACUUCUUCAGAUCUUCUGCUACUGUUGGUUUGGAGACAAUCUAAGUUCAAAGAGCACUGCUGUGGCGCGGGUCGCCUACAGCUGCGCCUGGACCAGGGGCUCAGCGGGGUUCGGGCGGUCGCUGUGCAUCCUGAUGGCGCGCGCCCAGAGGCCGCUCAUCGUGUCCGGCGGCAGCUUCUACGUCCUCUCCAGGGAAGCCUUCAUCAGGAUACUGAAUGCUUCGUACAGCUACUUUGCUGUCCUGUACAGCAUGAGCGAUAAAUGA
Schistocerca piceifrons (Central American locust) is the source of this 1230-nucleotide messenger RNA. Its product is annotated as odorant receptor 49a-like. The record is from RefSeq and is a predicted model, not a curated record. The transcript is spliced from 7 exons. Lineage: Eukaryota; Metazoa; Arthropoda; Insecta; Orthoptera; Acrididae. Gene Ontology annotation, molecular function: olfactory receptor activity; odorant binding. Gene Ontology annotation, biological process: sensory perception of smell; detection of chemical stimulus involved in sensory perception of smell. Bases 1 to 1230 code for a protein of 409 amino acids. Gene Ontology annotation, cellular component: plasma membrane.